This is a messenger RNA of Laetiporus sulphureus 93-53, 799 nucleotides long. RefSeq lists its product as uncharacterized. The transcript has 2 exons. Bases 132 to 653 code for a protein of 173 amino acids. The record is from RefSeq and is a predicted model, not a curated record. NCBI's taxonomy places the organism in Eukaryota, Fungi, Basidiomycota, Agaricomycetes, Polyporales, Laetiporaceae.
CUCACAACGAGCCGGGCUGAUUAAAUCAACGCGAUGCAUAGACUCGUAGCGAGCUAUGGGUACAGACAGAGGCUCCGUAUGUCGCGGACAUUUACAAAAGAGACAGAAAAGAGAAAAGAGACGAGAAACACAUGCAUCAUAGACCCGGACCGAGAAAGAAAGAAGAGGAAAACCCCAGUGCCCUUUGCACUAAACGCUUUAUAUUGCGUCGACAUUCUCCGCCUAAUCAACGUACGGGAGGAUCCGUACGCUGUCACCUGCGUAAGCCACGACUCCGAGCUCAAGUUCCGUCGCCCGACUUCGGUGCAUGGACGGGCUUGACAUUGUCCUGCGAGAUCGAGGUCGCGAAUGCUGAGGCCGAUGGCGCUGGUUCGGGACUCCCAUACGAGUACUUGACAACACCCGAAACCGUCGCCUGCGAGUCGCUCUUGUCGCUGCGAGUUCGCUUCUGCUCCGCGUUUACGACGAAUGACCACGACUUCUCUCUCUCUCGGAUCGCGUUUAGGUCGGCCUUCGUCUUCUUCAGCUCUUUGUCAACUGAUUUGUUGUCCUUCGUGAGGCUCAUGACCUGCUGGACUAGCGUAUCGACCUUCUGCUCGAACUCUGCCGUUCGCUUGCGGAGGUCCGCGUUCACGGUGUCGAGAGCCUGCUGAGAUGCACUCUCGGCGUCCCUCUUGCCCUUGACGAGAACCGCAUUCCAUUGUGCAUGUGCAGCGGCGUUGAGCUCGUGCGAGCGUCCCCGGCGUUCGGAAGCAGCCAGGUCCUCUUGCAGUCGACCGAUAUCCUUCUCCUUCCCUGC